AUGGCCACCAAAGAUCUAGCCACCUGGGCCGUCUCCCUAACCACCCUCCCCACAGAAGUAACCCACGCCGCCCUCCGCAGCUUCUACAACUACAUCGGCUGCACAAUCGGCGGCAGCAACCACGCAGCCACAACAAUCGCCCUGAAAGCCCUUCUCCCCCUCUCAGGCCCCGCAACCUCAUCCCUCCCCGGAACCUCAACCUCAACCGACGCCCAACACGCAGCCCUCUUCAACGGCAUAGCCUCCCACGUCCACGACUACGACGACACCCACCUCGACACAAUAAUCCACCCAACCGGCCCCGUCGCCUCCGCCCUCCUCGCCAUAACCGAGACGCUACCCUACCAAGUCUCAGGCGCAGAAUUCCUCACCGCGCUAGUCGCCGGCAUCGAAGCAGAAUGUAAAAUCGGAUUGGCCGUUUGGCCAGCUCAUUAUGAUGUCGGCUGGCAUAUCACGUCGACGACUGGAUCGAUUGGUGCUGCUGUGGCUGUAUCUAAGAUCUUGAGAGUUGAUGUUGAGUGUAUGGCGCAUGCGAUUGGACUUGCGGCGACGCAGGUUACGGGGUUGAGGGUUAUGUUUGGGUCGCAUGGUAAAUCGUUUCAUCCUGGGCGGGCGGCGCAGAAUGGGCUUGUUGCGGCUUUGCUUGCGCGGGGUGGGUUUGAGGGUUCGGAGGGGGUGCUCGAGGCUAAGAGGGGGUGGGGGAAUGUUGUUGGGGGUGGACAUCGGUUGGUGGAGGAGAUUGGGGGUUGGGGGUUAGAUGGGAGAUUGUUAGGAAUGCUUUUAAGCCUUUUCCUUGUGGGAUUGUGGUUCAUCCUGUUAUUGAUGGGUGUGUUUGGUUGA
Messenger RNA from Penicillium brevicompactum, 840 nucleotides. Its product is annotated as MmgE/PrpD family protein. The transcript has a single exon. NCBI's taxonomy places the organism in Eukaryota, Fungi, Ascomycota, Eurotiomycetes, Eurotiales, Aspergillaceae. Gene Ontology annotation, molecular function: lyase activity. The record is from RefSeq and is a predicted model, not a curated record. Bases 1 to 840 code for a protein of 279 amino acids.